CCCCAGAGAAAAAGUUUGACUGGGGACAGACUUGAUACUGACAGGUUAGUGUACCUAAUUAAGGACUGUGAAUCAAAAAUGGCUGGCAGUGUAGUGAGACAUGGCUUACGAAUGCGAGAGACUUUCAGCAUAGUCAACCACAGUGUGGCACAAUGGUUCCCUGGACACAUGGCCAAAGGGCUCACCCAGAUGCAGAGGAAACUGAAGAGCGUCGACUGCAUUGUGGAAGUUCACGACGCGCGGAUUCCCAUCUCGGGGAGAAACCCUCUGUUUGAGCACACCCUCUCGGCCAUAAAACCCCACAUGUUAGUCCUCAACAAAAUGGAUCUGGCUGACUUGAGGCACAGGAACAGCAUAAUCAGACAUCAUGCCAAGGAGGGCAUCAAACACGUUAUUUUCACCAACUGCAAGCGGCCUGAGAGUCGUGGGAUCAAAAGCAUUAUCCCAACUGUUGCAGAGAUGAUCAAGAACUCGGAGCGUUUACUCCUCCUCAUCAACGCUCUGACUAGCUCUGCGGAAAAUGCAGCACCAAUUGAGGGCUUCCAGGCAUCACACCAGAGUGUUUGCGAAGAUCCGAAAGUGUACCUCCUGGACACCCCAGGAGUCUUGGCCCCCAAAAUCCAGGAUGUGGAGACAGGACUCAAGCUAGCUCUUGCAGCUACCAUUAAGGAUCACCUUGUUGGAGAGGAGAACAUCGCCGACUAUCUCCUCUACAGGCUGAAUAGAAAUGGGAAUCAUUCGUACGUCAAAUAUCUAAACCUCCAGGAACCCACAGACAACAUUCAGCAGCUCUUAGGGUUUGCGUCUGUAAAUAAUGGCUGGAAAAGGAAAGUGAGAACCCAGAGCGGCAUCCAAGUCAUUCCAGACCUGCAGCUCAGCGCGUCAAAGUUUAUAAAGGGUUUCCGCACCGGCGCUUUUGGCCCAAUGAUCCUGGAUGACGUGGAGAGCAUGAAGAGUUGACUCACGCGGCAGAGAGGAAAGACACUCAUGUAGAUAAGGACUGUAGUAUGCCAAUCCCAAGUGAGAAGGAUUUGGGAAAGACCACAUUAUAUCACAAAUCAUCGAGAAUUUAUAAUGAGCUUCUAGGAAGCCUC
Penaeus monodon (black tiger shrimp) is the source of this 1094-nucleotide messenger RNA. RefSeq names its product mitochondrial ribosome-associated GTPase 1-like. The record is from RefSeq and is a predicted model, not a curated record. Gene Ontology annotation, molecular function: GTPase activity. Gene Ontology annotation, cellular component: mitochondrion. NCBI's taxonomy places the organism in Eukaryota, Metazoa, Arthropoda, Malacostraca, Decapoda, Penaeidae. The coding region runs from base 79 to 960 and encodes 293 amino acids. The transcript has 5 exons.